AUAAAAAAAAAAAGCGGGGUGAGGGCCGGGCGGCGCCUAUGGAAAAGCAGCGCAGGCAUCCCCCCCGCCUCCUCCCAGCGAAGCCCAACUCCGGCCGGGCACGGCUCCUCCUGGCAGCCCGCAGCGCACUGGCCCCAUCGCCGCCUCCUCCGCUGCCUCCUCCCCUCGCCCGGGGCACCGGCGGCUGCGGCGGGGACGCUCCGGUGCGAAGGCGGGGAGCAGCACCAGGAGGCGGAGAAGGAAGGCUCCGGCCCCGCUCCCCAGGCAGCACGGCGGCCCCCGGAUGGUGCUGUUAAAAAAGCCAAGUUCGACGGGCCCCAAGAGAAGUUUAACACCUACGUGACACUGAAGGUGCAGAAUGUCAAGAGCACAACCAUCGCAGUGCGGGGCAACCUGCCCUCCUGGGAGCAGGACUUCAUGUUCGAGAUCAACCGUCUGGACCUGGGGCUGACUGUGGAGGUGUGGAACAAGGGGUUAAUCUGGGACACCAUGGUGGGGACAGUGUGGAUCCCUCUUCGCACCAUCCGGCAGUCCAAUGAGGAGGGUCCUGGGGAAUGGCUCACACUUGACUCCCAGGUCAUCAUGACUGAUAAUGAGAUUUCAGGCACCAAGGACCCCACUUUCCACCGUAUCCUCCUUGACACCCGCUUCGAGCUGCCACUGGAUAUCCCCGAGGAGGAGGCCAGGUACUGGGCCAAGAAGCUGGAGCAGCUGAAUGCCAUGAGGGACCAGGAUGAUUUUUCCUUCCAGGAGGAGCAGGAAAAGCCUCUGCCUGUUCCCAGCUCCCAGUGCUGCAACUGGAAUUAUUUUGGCUGGGGAGAACAUCAGAACGAUGACCCCGACAGCACUGUGGAUGACCGGGACAGUGAUUACCGCAGCGAGACCAGCAACAGCAUCCCCCCACCCUACUAUACCACCUCCCAGCCCAAUGCCUCUGUCCACCAGUACCCCAUGAGGCACCAGCAGCAGAGCUCCCAUGACUCCUACACUGAUUCCAUGCAGAGCUAUGAGAUGGACUACUCGGACCAUCGUCCCAUCAGCCCCACAGGGAGCAGCCGCUAUGCCUCGUCGGCCGAGCUGAGCCAGGGCAGCUCCCAGCUGAGUGAGGACUUUGAGAACGAGAGCCUGCGGGACUCGGAGCUGGAUGAGCGGGAUGGAGACUCCUACCACUCCUGCCACAGCUCUGUCAGCUACCACAAGGACUCUCCCCGGUGGGAGGAGGAAGAUGAGGAUGAUGACCUUUAUCUGGAGGAGGAGGAAGAGGAGGAGGAGUUCAAUGAUGACUACAGUGAGAAUGAGGAAGGCUACUCCAAGGAGGAGGAGCAGGAGGAGGACCUGCAGGAGCAGGACACCUAUGAAGCCCCCAAGCAGGAUGCUUACCCCCCGCUGCAGAAACCCCCUGGGCAGCAGCUCUCACCCCAGCAACCCCAGCUGGUCCCACCAUCAAAGCUGCAACAGCAGGAGAGGAAAGAGGAGAGAAAAGAAGAGAGGAAGGAGGAAAGGAAGGAGGAGAGAAAGGAGGAGAGGAAGGAGGAAGCCCCCCAGGAAACCCUAGAGACCCUCCAGGCCCAGAAGGGAGCAGAAGAAACCCCCAAGCCAGAGGUGGCCCCUGAACCUGAGCCCCUGGAGACUGCUGAGAGGGAGCAGGCAGAAGUAGAGGUGCAGGACCCCAAAGCACGAGCCAAAGCCAACUGGCUGAGAGCCUUCAACAAGGUCUGCAUGCAGCUGCAAGAGGCCCGUGGGGAAGGUGAUGGAGAAGCGAAAUCACUGUGGUUCAAAGGCGGGCCUGGUGGUGGGCUGAUCAUUAUAGACAGCAUGCCGGACAUACGCAAGCGAAAACCCAUCCCCUUAGUUAGCGAUUUGUCCCUGGUCCAGUCCAGGAAAGCGGGAAUCACAUCUGCGCUGGCCUCGAGCACCUUGAACAAUGAGGAGCUGAAAAACCAUGUUUACAAGAAGACCCUGCAAGCCUUAGUGUACCCCAUCUCCUGCACAACGCCUCACAACUUCGAGGUGUGGACGGCCACCACCCCCACCUACUGCUACGAGUGCGAGGGACUGCUCUGGGGCAUUGCCCGGCAGGGCAUGCGCUGUGCUGAGUGUGGUGUAAAAUGCCAUGAGAAGUGCCAGGACCUGCUCAAUGCCGACUGCCUGCAGCGGGCAGCAGAGAAGAGCUCCAAGCACGGAGCAGAGGACCGGACCCAGAAUAUCAUCAUGGUGCUCAAGGACCGCAUGAAGAUCCGGGAGCGCAACAAGCCAGAGAUAUUUGAACUGAUCCAGGAGGUGUUUGGAGUCACCAAGACCACGCACACACAGCAGAUGAAGGCAGUGAAGCAGAGUGUCCUGGACGGAACCUCUAAAUGGUCGGCAAAGAUCAGCAUCACAGUUGUUUGUGCCCAGGGCCUGCAAGCAAAGGAUAAGACAGGUUCCAGUGACCCCUAUGUCACUGUCCAGGUUGGAAAGACAAAAAAAAGGACUAAAACUAUCUAUGGCAAUCUCAACCCAGUCUGGGAGGAGAAUUUCCAUUUUGAGUGCCAUAACUCCUCUGACCGCAUCAAGGUCCGUGUCUGGGAUGAAGAUGAUGACAUCAAGUCCCGUGUCAAGCAGCGCUUCAAGAGGGAGUCUGAUGACUUCCUGGGUCAGACCAUCAUUGAGGUCCGGACCCUGAGCGGGGAGAUGGACGUCUGGUACAACCUCGACAAGCGGACAGACAAAUCUGCUGUGUCAGGAGCCAUCCGGCUACACAUCAGUGUGGAGAUCAAAGGGGAGGAGAAGGUGGCGCCUUACCAUGUGCAGUACACCUGCCUGCAUGAGAACCUGUUUCACUUUGUCACGGAUUUGCAAAAUAAUGGAGUGGUGAAGAUCCCCGAUGCCAAGGGGGAUGAUGCCUGGAAGGUGUACUUUGAUGAGACAGCACAGGAGAUCGUGGAUGAGUUUGCCAUGCGCUACGGGGUGGAGUCCAUCUACCAGGCCAUGACGCAUUUUGCCUGCCUUUCCUCCAAAUACAUGUGCCCAGGGGUGCCAGCUGUGAUGAGCACCCUGCUAGCCAACAUCAACGCCUACUAUGCCCACACCACGGCCUCCACCAAUGUCUCAGCCUCUGACCGCUUUGCCGCCUCCAAUUUCGGGAAGGAGCGAUUCGUCAAACUCCUCGACCAACUGCACAACUCGCUGCGGAUCGACCUCUCCAUGUACCGGAACAACUUCCCUGCCAGCAGUCCCGAACGGCUUCAGGAUCUCAAGUCUACAGUGGAUUUACUGACCAGCAUCACCUUCUUUCGGAUGAAGGUCCAGGAGCUACAGAGCCCCCCACGAGCCAGCCAGGUAGUGAAGGAUUGUGUGAAAGCCUGCCUCAACUCUACCUAUGAGUACAUCUUCAACAACUGUCAUGAGCUGUACAGUCGCGAGUACCAGACAGACCCGACUAAGAAAGGUGAGGUGCCCCCUGAGGAGCAGGGCCCCAGCAUCAAAAACCUGGACUUCUGGUCCAAGCUCAUCACCCUGAUUGUCUCCAUUAUUGAGGAGGACAAGAACUCCUACACGCCCUGCCUGAACCAGUUUCCCCAGGAACUAAAUGUGGGGAAGAUCAGCGCAGAGGUGAUGUGGAACCUCUUUGCUCAGGACAUGAAGUAUGCGAUGGAGGAGCAUGACAAGCAUCGCCUGUGCAAGAGUGCAGACUACAUGAACCUGCACUUCAAGGUGAAGUGGCUGUACAAUGAGUAUGUCACCGAGCUGCCCUCCUUCAAGAGCCGCGUGCCCGAAUACCCGGCAUGGUUUGAGCCCUUUGUUAUCCAGUGGCUGGAUGAGAAUGAAGAGGUGUCACGGGAUUUCCUGCAUGGAGCCCUGGAGCGCGACAAAAAGGAUGGGUUCCAGCAGACAUCAGAGCAUGCGCUCUUCUCUUGCUCCGUGGUGGAUGUCUUCUCCCAGCUCAACCAGAGCUUUGAGAUCAUCAAGAAGCUCGAGUGCCCCGACCCCCAGAUUGUUGGGCACUACAUGCGAAGAUUUGCUAAGACCAUCAGCAAUGUGCUACUCCAGUAUGCUGAGAUCAUCUCCAAAGAUUUCGCCUCAUACUGCUCCAAGGAGAAGGAGAAAGUGCCCUGCAUCCUGAUGAACAACAUCCAGCAGCUCCGUGUUCAGCUUGAGAAGAUGUUUGAAGCCAUGGGUGGGAAGGAGCUGGACACAGAGGCUAGUGAUAUCCUCAAGGAACUGCAGGUGAAACUCAACAAUGUCCUGGAUGAGCUGAGCCGAAUCUUUGCCACCAGUUUCCAGCCUCACAUUGAGGAGUGUGUGAAGCAGAUGGGCGACAUCCUGGGACAGGUGAAGGGCACUGGCAAUGUCCCAGCCAGCACCUGCAGCAGCGUUGCACAGGAUGCUGACAAUGUCUUGCAGCCCAUCAUGGACCUCCUGGACAGCAACCUGACACUCUUUGCUAAGAUCUGUGAGAAGACGGUGCUGAAGAGGGUACUGAAGGAGCUCUGGAAACUGGUGAUGAACACAAUGGAGAAGACCAUUGUUCUGCCCCCUCUCACUGACCAGACGGGCACACAGAUGAUUUUCAACGCAGCCAAGGAGCUGGGGCAGCUCUCCAAGCUGAAGGACCACAUGGUGCGGGAGGAAGCCAAGAGCCUGACCCCAAAGCAAUGUGCUGUGGUGGAGCUGGCACUGGACACCAUCAAGCAAUACUUCCAUGCUGGUGGCGUGGGACUGAAGAAGACAUUCCUGGAGAAGAGCCCUGACCUGCAGUCACUGCGCUAUGCUCUGUCCCUCUACACCCAGGCCACCGACCUCCUCAUCAAAACCUUUGUGCAGACUCAGUCUUCUCAGGUUCAUGGUGGGAAAGGUAUUAGGUUUACUCUUAGUGAAGAAAUUUAUCCUGAGAAGGGCUCUGGUGUGGAUGACCCUGUUGGGGAGGUGUCUAUCCAUGUGGAGCUCCUCACCCACCCAGGCACUGGCGAACACAGAGUCACCGUCAAAGUGGUGGCUGCAAAUGACCUUAAGUGGCAGACGUCAGGCAUCUUCCGGCCCUUCAUCGAGGUCAACAUCAUUGGGCCCCACCUCAGUGACAAGAAGAGGAAAUUUGCCACCAAAUCCAAGAACAACAGCUGGGCCCCGAAGUACAAUGAGAGCUUCCAGUUCACACUGGGAAUGGAGACGGGCCCUGAGUGCUACGAGCUGCAGGUGUGUGUGAAGGAUUACUGCUUUGCCCGGGAGGACAGGACCGUGGGCAUCGCUGUCCUGCAGCUUCGUGAUGUCCUGCAGCGCCCCAGCUGUGCCUGCUGGCUGCCCUUGGGCCGCCGCAUCCACAUGGAUGACACUGGUCUGACCGUCCUCCGCAUCCUCUCCCAGCGCAACAACGAUGAGGUGGCCAAGGAGUUUGUCAAGCUUAAGUCCGACACACGUUCAGCUGAGGAGGGCAGCAGUUAAAGCCCUUCCACCCCCCAGCCCUCUCCACUCCCAACCCCUUUUCUACAGCAUCCUCCAGCCACAUAUAGCCAUAAGAGUGGCCACAAGAGGAAUCUCCUUCCUGGCCCUGGUAUGGUUGAGGGCUGCAGUGACAGACACCCCAUCCCUUCCCUGGCUGGACAGGCAGGGUGACAGUAGUUCUGACCACAGCCACGGUCCCAUCCUACCCUGACAGGAAGGUGCUGGGGCUGGUGGGGCUGCAGGGAAAGGCUGGAUCCCAGACUGGGUGAUGGGACAGAUCUGCCCCUUUCCAGCAUGUCUGAGAUGGAGGAACCCCAGUCGCCCAUCCCUGACCCUACCCUGUCCUACCCAGCCCCAAAUCUCAUCAAGUGACACAAGAAAGAGAGGUUGGGGGAGUGUCUCAUUCCCUGCACAGGUGUUGGUGAGUGGCUGGUGACAGCAUGAUGGCCCCUUGUCCCCAUCCCUUCAUCACCACUGGGUGCCAUGUGGACAGGGAGGCUCCCACCCGCUGAGCACCCUGUAUAUAUGUAAAUAGCUGUAAAACAUGGGGCAGCCGGACACACAGCUGUGUCCUGCACCCAGAAGGGCUAUUGGGGGCUGUUGUGUUGGUGGGCACAGCCCCCUCAUGCCCCACACAGGGUCCCCUCCCUGGCUGGCAGCGGCAUCACCAGGUCCGGGAGUGGCAGGGAACAGCCCCCGGACCGUACUUUGUCUUCCCUGCCUUGCCACCACAGUGGGCUGCCCCACUGCCACCCCAGGGUGCCAGGGCUUGGGGUGAGGUCUGGGGGCACUGGAGCAGAAGGGACCCAUCUCCCUUUGAUCUGGCCAGUGGGGACCAGCCAUCCCUGUGCAGUGCAGCUGUCUCUAAGGGACCUCUUUGGCCCAAACGGAACCUUUCCCUCUCCCAAAUCAAAAAUGUCCCCCCUCUCCUCCCCCCAGUUCCCUGUUAACCACCAUUUCUGUGUGAUCACUGGUGUGUGUGUCUCGUGUGAGUGCCCGGGAGGCCAGGGUGUGUGGGGUCGGGGCUGGCCACCUCAGCUGGCCAGCUUGCCCUAAGUACCAGUGAAGACAAAGGCCUGAUGACCCUGCAAGUCAAUAUACCUCUCUCAGCCCCCUCCCAUCCAAAAACAGGGUACCCCCACUGGCCCCCAUGGUCUUUUUUAACAGGUCCUGCCUGGGACCAAAGGGUUAACUUUCCUCUCUCAUUUCUGUUCAAUGUUUACACCUUGAUUUCUAACCACUGCUCCUGCAUGGCCAGGCUGGAGCUCAGCCCCAAAUCCCCCCUGACCGCGGUGCCCUUGGCCUCAUGCCCCCUCCCUAAACUGUCCUGUUUGGCAUGUGAUUGAACCGACCAACUCUGCUCCUGUAGCACAUGUGUCACCGAUGCCUGUGUGUCUGUACUACCCCGCACGGCACAGCCGGCGGUGGCUACCAUGGAUGCAUGACAGUGAGAUGUUUUGCACUAUUUUGACUUUUUUGGGCUCUGUAAAAAUAUUUUAUUAUUACUGACAUUAAAAAGCACACCCUU
Molecule: messenger RNA, 6949 nt
Organism: Calypte anna (Anna's hummingbird)
Lineage: Eukaryota; Metazoa; Chordata; Aves; Apodiformes; Trochilidae
Product: protein unc-13 homolog A
Exons: 41
Biological process (GO): neuromuscular junction development; presynaptic dense core vesicle exocytosis; synaptic vesicle priming
Cellular component (GO): presynaptic membrane; presynaptic active zone cytoplasmic component; plasma membrane
Molecular function (GO): diacylglycerol binding; calmodulin binding; syntaxin-1 binding
Source: RefSeq, a predicted model, not a curated record